AUGAAAAGAAGAUAAAUACAAGUUGGAAGUCCAUUUGAUGAAGCAUAAAGUAUAUUGGGAGAUCCAUUAUGGUUAGUUAAUUACGCAAUUUAAGUACCAAACCAACCUUUCCAGGAGCCAGUUCAGUCUAAUGCUUAAAUAAAUGUACCAACCAUUCCAAAAGUCAAGGAAUUAGCACCGAUUCAAGAAAUUGACUUUCGAGAAGCCUUGCUUCAAGUAAUAAUCUUCUUUCUUCAACAAGGAAAUUGAUAGCAUUUAAAAAGAUGAAUAAUAGGGUGCCCCUUUAGUUUAAUAAUAAGUGUUUCCAACAUAAGAAAAAACUAUUCCAUAAUAGCCUAUUACUUAAUAGAGUUAAUCUAAUUUGUAAUAGAGUAGAGCACAGCAAUUAAUUUAAUAGUCAUAAUAAUUGAUACAAAGAAGAAGAUAGCCUAAAUAAUAAGAUUAGCAUUAGAAGUAAUAAACAAAUAUAAUAUAAAAGCGAUGUUAAUUAGUAAUAAUUUAAUACAUCUUCUCAUAUUUAAUAAACUAAUUCUAAUCAAUAAGCUAAAGUUGAAGAGAAUAUUCAACAACCUGUAAUUUAAACAAUUCAAAAACAAGAUCCAUAAAAGGAAUAUCAAUAAUAAUAAUAAUAAUAAUACUAAUAGUAUGAAAUAAAUUAACAAUAAUAACAAUAAAAUCAAGAUAAUUAUUCACAACUUAAAGUUGAUGUACCAAAAGAUUAAUUACAAAAAUCUAUAGAUCCUCCAGUAAAUAAAAUAGAUUCAAAUCAAAAUGAAAAAUUAAAAUAAACUUAAGUCUAAAGAACACGACAAUAAGUUCCUCCUCCAUAAAAAAAAGAAACUGAGUAAUAAUAUAAUGGUUAAGUUACUGAGUUUAGACAAUAAAUUCCAUAAUAAAAUCAAUAGAUAAUGAUGAUGAAUACUUAGAAUAAUUAAAAUCAAUCAACUGUUAUUACUGCUUAAACAUUUUAUCAUGGGCUAGUAAGCUAUGAUAUAUGUAAUUAUGAAUCAUAAUAAAAUUAGAAUCAAAUUAACUUACUAAAUUAAGAUAGACCUCUAUUGUGUCUUAAUAUCCUGGUCCAUAUUUUAAGAAUAGAAACCCAGAUAAUUUAAGAUAAUUACGUUAUUUUUGGUCCUCCUUCAAUACUAAUAAUGCUUUGUUAUAAUUAGCUAUUGAUCAUCUUGAAAGGCCUUUAGAAAAGAAUAGUGCUUUAUAGAUUAUAGAGUCUAAAUUACUUAAUGAUUAAAGUGGCUAAGCAUUUGUUGAAGUAUAUAUUUAUAUAAGAUAAUUUAAGGCAUAUGAAAGAAUAUAUAAUUAAAAUGAUUGGGAAACUAAACUAUUAGUAAGCAUAUUGGAAGGAGAAUUCAUAAAUACUAAACAAUAAUAGAGUUUAAUAGAAUACAUAAAAAAGAGAUCAUAUCAUGAUGAUUAAGAAGCUUGGUUAAUUCGAUUGGCAGUUUUACUUAAAAUGAUACCAAUUGAUCAAGAAUAUUAUUCAGAAUUGCUUAUUUAAUUAUAACAUUUAUAUUCAAGUGAAUAAAUUUAAGCUAGAUUAUUGUGGUUAUUAUUAAAGAUGGAGAUUUAGAAUACUUAAAUAGAUGUAUUUAUAUUGAGUUUUUUUACUAAAUUGAAUUACACUUUAUGUCAUUCUGAAAUAUAAUUGUUAAUUGGAGAUUCUCAUAUGUGUUUCCAUAAUUAAUAGAAUGCUGAAUUAUAUUAUAAAUUGAGUCUUCUAUUUGUAGAAUCAGAGAAUUAUGAUAAAGCAUUAGAAUGUGUCAAAUUCUCAAUUGAUUUAGGAUAUCAUUCAAAGGCUAGAGAUUUAAGGGAUAGAAUAUUAUAAGUUAUAGAAUUAAAAGAAAAAAAUAAAUCAAAUAACAACAAUAAUUCAAAUAGUGGUCUUCUAGGUUAUUUUGGUUAAGCAGUAAAUGCUGUCAAAAAUAUAUAGAAAUAACCUUAAUAACAAUAAGCUAACUAUUAACCUUAACCUUAAAACUUUUAUUAUGAUAAAUAAUUAAAAGCAUAUGUGAUAAAUGGUGUUCCAUAAAUAGCUCCUCCAGAAGAGGAAUAAAAGAAGGAAGUAGUUGUAACAGCUCCUCCUCCUCCUAGAAGAAAGAUUGAUCCACCUAAGCCUAUUGUUUAUGAAGAAUAAUUAACAUAAUAAACAUAAGAAAUAGCAGAAGAUCCUUUUGCAUCUUAAUAAUAAGCUCAUUAAUCAGAACAUAAUAAGAAAAAGAAUAGUUUAUUGAGGAAUAGAUAUGUAUAAUGAGU
Molecule: messenger RNA, 2268 nt
Organism: Paramecium pentaurelia
Lineage: Eukaryota; Ciliophora; Oligohymenophorea; Peniculida; Parameciidae
Source: the annotation of a GenBank genome assembly